Molecule: messenger RNA, 972 nt
Organism: Zingiber officinale
Lineage: Eukaryota; Viridiplantae; Streptophyta; Magnoliopsida; Zingiberales; Zingiberaceae
Product: subtilisin-like protease 3
Exons: 1
Coding region: 1-972 (323 amino acids)
Biological process (GO): proteolysis
Molecular function (GO): serine-type endopeptidase activity
Source: RefSeq, a predicted model, not a curated record
AUGGCCAAUGGCACGGCCGCUGGGAUGGCCCCUCGGGCUCACCUCGCCAUCUACCAGGUUUGCCAUAGAGACGGCUGCAAUGUCAGCGACAUCCUCGCGGGAUUGGACGCAGGUAUCAAGGACGGCGUCGACAUCUUCUCUAUCUCGAUUGGCGGCGGCUCGGCACUGGACCAAGAUCUCAUCGCCAUCGGUUCGUUCGCCGCGGCCAGGAAGGGGAUCUUCGUCAGCUGCGGUGCAGGCAACGAUGGACCUGACAACUUCACCCUCUCCAAUGAGGCACCGUGGGUCCUCACCGUUGCGGCCAGCAGCAUCGACCGAAGCUUUAGGGCCUCCGUGAAGCUUCCCAACGGGAAGGUGAUUCUCGGAGUGUCUCUCGACCAGCCCUGCAACUUCACUAAAAACUCUCUUCCCCUCUACUACUCUACCGAGUCAAGGGCUUGCGACAUGGAUCCACCCGAUGAUAGUCACAGGGGUAGCAUCUGGGUCUGUGAGGCCGACGGCGAAUUUCCAAAAGAUGUGGCGGCAUUCAUCAAGUCACAUGGCGCCAGGGCAUUAAUCUUCAUUUCCCCUAAAGUCGAGGCCACCACCAUUCUGAUGACGGAGCUGAACUUCCUUGGAAUAUGGCUCACCUCCCAAGAUGGCUCCGACCUCAUAUUGUAUUUAAUCUCAGCUUCCAACCACUCUGCGUCGAUCAUCUUUAACGGAACGACGAAUCUGGGCAUAUCCCCCUCCCCCGUCGUGGCUUUCUUCUCCUCCCGGGGGUUGUCUCGAACAACGUCGAGAAUCCUCAAGCCAGACAUCUCCGGCCCUGGCCUUGACAUCGUGACGGCUUGGAUUCCUUCCAGUGACACUCCGGAGUAUGCUAUCAAAUCUGGCACAUCCACAUCGAUGCCUCACCUCAGUGGUGUUGCUGCGCUCUUAAAGCCACACACCCUACUUAGUCACCGGCAGCUAUCAAGUCGGCGAUCCUAG